Molecule: messenger RNA, 819 nt
Organism: Dromiciops gliroides (monito del monte)
Lineage: Eukaryota; Metazoa; Chordata; Mammalia; Microbiotheria; Microbiotheriidae
Gene: KLK13
Product: kallikrein related peptidase 13
Exons: 5
Coding region: 1-819 (272 amino acids)
Biological process (GO): proteolysis
Molecular function (GO): serine-type endopeptidase activity
Source: RefSeq, a predicted model, not a curated record
AUGUGGCUGCUGCCUCUGGCCCUGGUCCUGGGCUUGUCACACGCCAUUUCUCAGGAUUUCCCCAAGAUAAUCAACAGCUCUAAUGGCAGCCAGAGUGCCCUGCCUGGAGUCAAGGAAUGCUCCCCCCAUUCCCAGCCCUGGCAGGUAGCUCUACUUGUGAAUGGACGGCUGCUCUGUGGUGGCAUCCUCAUCCAUUCCAGCUGGGUGCUGACUGCAGCUCAUUGCAGGAAGGGCCAGUACACGGUGUUCCUGGGGAAACACGCCCUGGGUUGCAGGGAGGCAGGGGAGCAAGUCCGAAGGGUCUUCCACUCUAUCCCCCACCCACUCUACCGGAGCAGCCCAACCCACCACAACCAUGACAAUGACAUUAUGCUCCUGUACCUUCAGAAGCCAGCCCAGCUGAAUGACCAUAUCCGGGUCCUCCCCUUGCCCUCCAAGGACUGCCUGCCUCCUGGCACCAGCUGUAUAGUGUCAGGAUGGGGCACUACCACAAGCCCUCGGGUGAGUUACCCCAAAACCCUACAGUGUGCUGAAAUUCAACUGCGCUCAGAUGAGGAAUGUCACUGGAACUACCCAGGGAAGAUUACUCCCAACAUGCUGUGUGCUGGAUCUGAAGAAGGAGGGAAAGACUCUUGUGAGGGUGACUCAGGGGGCCCACUGGUCUGCAAUGGGACUCUACAGGGUGUGAUCUCCUGGGGGGACUUCCCAUGUGGCCAGCCUAACCGGCCAGGUGUCUAUACUCGUGUCUCCCGUUAUGUGGACUGGAUCCGGAAUACAAUCCAGGCCUGGGAUCCCCGGAAGAAGAAGGGCGUAAAAUAA